AUGUGGUGGGAAGGCCAAGGCUGUGGAAAUGGCAAAUACUUUCGCAUGAGUCCUCAAGUCUAUAAACUGGGUUGUUGAUACUGUUCCCUGUUGGUGGAAGCAGCAGAAAAUGAAUACCAUGAAGUAAUGCUAUGCCACAGCUUGUGUCUGCCUUAUCAAAGUGAGUGCUUCAGUGCUGUACUGUCCAUGGCUGUAAUUCACCAUUUUUCAACAGAAGAGAGGCACAUGCAAGCAAUAAAAGAGAUGGCUCACAUCUUGAGAGUAGGAAGCCAGAUAAUGAUGUAUGUGUGGGCAAUGGAGCAAAAAUGGAGAUUUGAAAAGCAAGAUGUCUUUGUUCCUUGGAAUACUUCAACUCCUUCCUGCUCCUCGGAUAAGCCUUGCUCACGUGGAGUACAAAAAUCAAUUCUUCACAAGGACAAAGAUCUGGCUUUGAAGCAGCCCCAUCAUAAGUUGGAUGGGACUUCAGAGGUACACAGGACAGCAAAGAGCUCAUCCUGUGGAAGGGAGAAAAAAGCACCAUGCACAGUGUUAGAGAAAUCUCUGAGAUGGCCUCUGUUCUCAAGAUCACUUGAUUCAGUAUUAGAUUUGGACAAUCAAUCAGUGGCACCAAAACCAACUCAUUAG
Neopsephotus bourkii (Bourke's parrot) is the source of this 624-nucleotide messenger RNA. Its product is annotated as probable tRNA methyltransferase 9B. The transcript has 3 exons. Gene Ontology annotation, molecular function: tRNA binding; S-adenosylmethionine-dependent methyltransferase activity. The record is from RefSeq and is a predicted model, not a curated record. Gene Ontology annotation, cellular component: cytoplasm; nucleus. Gene Ontology annotation, biological process: tRNA wobble uridine modification. NCBI's taxonomy places the organism in Eukaryota, Metazoa, Chordata, Aves, Psittaciformes, Psittacidae.